Messenger RNA from Rhizoctonia solani, 6516 nucleotides. Its product is annotated as DNA polymerase alpha/epsilon subunit B. Gene Ontology annotation, cellular component: delta DNA polymerase complex. Gene Ontology annotation, molecular function: protein binding; DNA binding; phosphorelay sensor kinase activity. The coding region runs from base 1 to 6516 and encodes 2171 amino acids. The transcript is spliced from 46 exons. The record is from RefSeq and is a predicted model, not a curated record. Gene Ontology annotation, biological process: DNA replication; phosphorylation; phosphorelay signal transduction system. NCBI's taxonomy places the organism in Eukaryota, Fungi, Basidiomycota, Agaricomycetes, Cantharellales, Ceratobasidiaceae.
AUGUGUUGGUUGCAGCGACGAGGUGGCUACUUUGGAAAGACGACCUUCGAGUUCCGCCGGCGCUUAUUGACUUGCGUCGACGCUUACCACCACCGGUCAUCAGGCAAACAAAUGGCAUCCCAACCCGAGGCUAGCCGCGAGGUUGCCCGCCUCCACAGGGUGAAUAGAACUAUCCAUGAGUUGGUGCAUGACCGGGGAUAUCUUGUUGCAGAGGAUGAAAUGAACAUGGAUAUCCAGACUUUCAAAUCUACUUUCGGCUCUGGAGAAAACAUUGAUCGCACACGUCUAAACUUUUUUACCAAUCAUAAAGAUGAUCCGACCAAUCAGAUUUUUAUCUUUUUCGCCGACGAAAAGAACGUCACUAUUAAAACCAUGCGAAAAUUCUUGGGUAUCCUGGACGAAAAGGGUAUCACCCAUGGCAUCAUUGUCUUUAUGGAAAAAAUGACCCCAUCCGCCCGAAAGGUUAUCUCAGCCAUGUCAAGCCAAUACAGUCUCGAAGAGUUUGCCGAAGCCGACCUCCUCGUUAACAUUACUCAUCACAAAUUAGUACCUCAACACCAGGUUCUCACACAAGUGGAGAAAAAAGCACUACUCGAGCGAUAUCGUCUCAAAGAAACACAACUUCCGCGUAUUCAACUCAUUGAUCCUGUUUCACGAUACUACGGUCUAAAAAGAGGUCAAGUUGUUAAGAUAACACGUCCCAGCGAGACUAGUGGUCGUAUGGCUAAAGACUAUCGGUCUCAUACUACCAUUGAUGACUCGGAAAAACCAUUUAACCUAUUUGCGGGACAAAAGCACUAUGGACAACAAUUCGACACCAUCUACGCGGCUCGCCUAGGUCAACUACGACCUGCACUUCUCGAAAAUGCUCAAAAAACCUGGGGAAAGAGGAAAGGCAAGCAUUGCAUAUUUCCUCACGUGCCUCGCGUAUUGGAUGUCGUCAAAGGACAGCAAUGCUAUAUUAUUGGGACGGUAUACAUGGAUAUGCCACUCAAGGCCAAUGUUUUGGAAGAUAUAGCCCAAGAUCACGCACUCGCUAUGAUUCCGAUUCAAUCAAAACGCACCUCGGAUAAAGACUCCGUUAUGCUUGAGGACGAGAGUGGCCGGGUUGGACUUAUAGGAAAUCUACUAGCUAAAGAAAGACUUGUAACUGGCGUGAACAUCGCGGUCUUGGGGUCGGAGGCCGACAGUGGAGAAUUUCAGGUCGAUGAGGUGGUCUAUCCAGGACUUGCUCCGCCAGCACAUAUACCCAACCCCAUGCCUAAUGAAUCUUCCUAUUGUGCAUUCCUCUCUGGGCUGUUGUAUGGCGAGACGGCCAAUACGGGCUCAACAUUGGUUCAACCUGAAACAAACUCAUCUCUGAGGGCCGAUUCAAUGAUGACAAUGUCCUUAUUUUUAGACUGGCUCAGUGGAGAAGGCGGGACCGAAAAAGAUCGGGAUCUUGCCCGACAGAUAAGCCGAGUCGUGGUUGCCGGCGACUCUCUCGCCGCGCCACUCCUUGAUGAAGAAAGGGACUCUUCCAAAGUAUCAAGUUCGGCAAACACCUCCUUGCGUCAAGCAGUGUUAUCAUUAGGAGAAACAUUUCAGGAGAUAGCACGCACAGUACCACUCCAUGUGCUUCCUGGUGCAAGUGAUCCAUCCGGCGCUGCUCUCCCACAGCAGCCAUUGCCCUCCUGGAUAUUCCAACCCCAGGGACAAGCCAGCGAGAUAUCUGAUGCGCUUCACAUGGAGUCAAACCCCACAUGGAUCCACAGUAGCGGAAAAAGUAUCCUCGUUCAUUCUGGUCAGCCUCUGAAUGAUAUAUAUAUGCAUUCCGUGGAAGAUGAUCGCAUGAGCAUGGUACGAAAUACACUAAAGUGGAGACAUAUUGCUCCAACAGCUCCUGAUACCCUAUGGUCAUAUCCGUUCGACAAGAAAGAUCCAUUUGUCCUGGACAAGAUGCCAGAUAUUUACGUACGACCCAAGACGACGAGCUCUGGCAGCGCGAUGGCCCCAGGCACGCCGACUCCUCGGGCCCAUGUACGAACGGCACCAGGUCGGAUAUCGCGUCCGUCGACAGCACCAACUCCAACGUCAGAUAGUGCACCAAUGCUACCAACUAGCUCACCACAGAUGUCUAGACAGCCGUCUCCAGCACCUCCUCCAGCAGCUACUCUUGAGCCUGAACGUGCGGGACAAACUCCACAACCUGGAGGAGGCUCAGCGCCUCCGACAUCUGGUAUAUUACUUGGGUCGGGGUCUGGUGUUGUAGACUGGCCAACUUUUAUGCAAGCAUACGCAAAUGGUGAAUGGGACCCCAUACGGAUUCCAGAACCCCCGUUUGAGCUCAAGCUCCCGGGAGCAUCCAUGCGGACAUCUGGCUCGCCUAUGAUUAGUAGUUCUGCCCUUUCUUCAUCUUCCACAGUUGCAGUCAAUUUGUCUCCGUCACUUUCUAGUAGUCCUAGUUCAGCAUCCCCCUCACGGGGACUGGCAGGCCCAGAUCGCCGACCGCGCAUCAUGCCAGACUCCCGUACUAGCUCAAUUGCAUCUCGACGUGGAACCGCCACCCCCGAUCUAUCUAGCUCCACUACCAACUUUAUCCAUCCCAAUUUUCCCUAUGUAAAUGCUCCUCGAAAGGUUCAGAGGUCGCAUUCAGAUGUUGAGGUUCGAUCGCCAGGUGGAGUCCCACCCACUACUUUACCAGCAUUGCCCAGCCCAUCCAUCGAUCGCGCCGCUGUGGCCGCUACGAUCCGAUGGGCAGGCUCAGGGGUCAACGUCGCUCCAUACGCACUGCCUUCCCCCGAAGCUGCUGAGCUCUUGGACCCCAUGCGUAAAGCUCUCCCUUUGCUCCACCCGUCGUCGUCACACCCCAAGUCGCGUCUUUCCAAUUUUUGGGAGGAAAGUCCUCAUGAACCCGCACCUCCUCCAACCAUCGUUCCUCAACCCCCUUCACCAGAGGUGGUUUCUUCAAAGGAAAGCUAUAUUUCACGUCCAGCUCCAGCUCACAAAGCCUCGUCUUGGUCUACUCGCCGCCCAUCGAAUUCACAAGGGGACUAUUUCAGUCGGUCUCCUUCGCAGAUUCGCUCGCGAGCACACUCUAGGUCCCCUGCCUCCGACAAAUCGCGGGACCUCCCUUCUCAUCCAUUUAUUGGUGUCAAUCAGACUAAUCCUUCUGGCCCUUUGCCUGCAACGACUUGGACAAACCUAGCAACUUCCCCGUCGCAAACGAAUCUCGCUGAUGUUUGUCUCCCAGUUACUUUCCGGGGGUCCACUCUAUCCUUGGCUGGCGCUAAGUUAAGGCCGGACUCUGGAGUACAUCUGGGCAACGGCUACCCAACAGUUCCCGACCAACUAUUAACUUCCUUGUCUAGUUCAGCGGAUGUGGAAUUUUUUACUCCCAGUGAAACACUAAUUAAAUCCGACGAAGACGAACAACCUACCUACCUCAUCCCACCAUUACCCCCUGAUGAACUGGAACGGCGGAAGGCUCUCUACAGGUUCAAUAUUCUUCACACCAGUCGCGAUGUUAAUUUCGACCGAAUAACACAUUUGUGUAAAUUAGUAUUCUCGACCAAGAUGGUCAUCAUAGCUCUAAUCGACAAGGACGACCAAUGGUUCAAGUCAGAAUCUGGUUUCGGAGUCGAUGGUACCAGCCGUGACAAUAGUUUCUGUGCGCAUUCGAUUCUAUCCCGUAGACAGCGAGGGGCAGAACCUCUGGUCGUUACAGAUGCAAGUCAGGACUGGCGUUUUGCAAACAAUCCGCUGGUCGCUGGCCCGCCCCACAUACGAUUCUAUGCUGGGGCACCGUUGCGUACAACCGAAGGUUACAAUAUCGGGACCCUGUGUGUUAUUGACGACAAACCAAGAGACGAAUUCACUCCAAGACAGCGGCAUACUCUGAAGGAAUUCGCUGCAAUCGUUAUGCGAGAAAUGGAACUGUGGCGCGAUAAAAUCCAGCUUCAAGUUCGAGACCGCAUUCAAACUUCCAUGGAAAGAUUUACUCGUGAAUGCCUUGAACUUGAGGAAUCUGGGUCUCCGAACGGUACUUCCAUGGAGAAGGUUUACGAUCGGGCCUCUAAACUUGUCAAACGAGCUCUGGACCUGGAAGGUGCGACUGUGCUCGACAUUGCUAACUUCGAAUGCGUCGAAUCGUUCAACGAGGACGGAACCAAGUCAUAUUCCUAUCGUGGAGAUACAUUCACAGACUCCUCCCACGGCCCCGCUCCCAUUUCAGCUUCACCUAGCAUGCACGCUUCUGACAAGGUUUCUGGGCCGGCCAACCGUCCAUUCGAACAAAUUAGCCCCCCCGCCGUUCUUGGAGCUUCCCAUACCAAUUUUAAAGCCAAACACGUUCAUACAUUGUCGGGCGCGGAUCAUGAGCGCCUCUCCUUGUUUCUCGCGAACUAUCCCGAUGGAAAGAUAUAUGAACAUAUAACACCGAGUUAUUUGCGCGACUGGGCAAUUCCGAGCAAUGCUACUUAUUCCAUGAUCGUCCCCAUAUUCAAUGUUGACCAUCAUCCGUUUGCACUAUUAUGUGCUUAUAUAACAGACCCAAGCAAGCACUUACUGGAGGGCUACGAAUUACAGUUCCUAAGGGCUAUCGGUGUGAUCAUUCUCAGCGCUAUGUUAAAGCGACGGAUGAUACUAGCUGACAAAGCGAAGUCGUUGUUUAUUUCCAAUAUUUCGCAUGAGCUCAGAACGCCGCUGCAUGGAAUUCUGGCGGCUGCUGAGCUCAUUGCAGACACUAAAUUAACUGACACUCAGAGUGCAUUUCUGAAGACAAUACAGAGCUGUGGUGCCUCUCUUGGGGAAACAGUUAACCACGUUCUCGAUUUUACCAAACUGAGUGGGAACAGGGAGCAUACGAUCCCAAGAUCAAAAACCAAUCUUCUAACACUGGUGGAAGACACUGUCGAGGGGUGUUGGGUUGGCGCACGCGCCCGAGCAGUUUCGGAAAUUGGUAGCGUGUACUCGCCACCCCGCUCCUUGCCGGGGACCAACGCCGCCUCACAGGCAUCUGGUGGACGGCAUGUCGAGACUAUUGUGGACAUCGCUUACCGGGAAAGGGGGUGGAGUUGUGUUUGUGAGAAAGCUGGGAUCCGUCGCAUUUUGAUGAAUCUUAUCGGUAACUCGCUCAAAUUCACAUCAGAUGGUUAUGUGUAUGUUGGGCUCAGGGAGGUCGCAUACAAUGAAGAGGAUCGGGUCAUAACUGUGGAACUAUCGGUCAACGACACGGGAAAGGGGAUCAGCAAAGACUUUUUGACCAAUCAGCUUUUCCAGCCUUUCUCUCAGGAAAACCCAUUGCAUACUGGGACGGGGCUGGGUUUGGCUAUCGUAAAUUCUAUUGUUCGUUCAGAAGCGGUCAACGGCCAAGUCGACGUAUGGAGUCAAGAAGGUGUCGGGACUGAGAUCAAGAUUUCAUUCGACGUAGAAGAGCUUCCAUCUGGCCUUGGAGAUGCUAGCCUGAUUCACGGAAAAAUUGAUCACCUGGGUAUUUGUAUGCAUGGUUUCUCUUCUCAUAGGGGAGAACAGGAACUACAGUCGACAAUUUCCACGGUUCUGACUAUUUGGUGGAGUGUCUCUAUUGUGGGUCACUCUGAUCGAGCCGAUGUCCUUCUGGUGAACGAGGAUAUCCAGUUCUUAUCCGAUCUCGUCAACCAACAGGAGUUUUCCAAGCCGGUGAUUCUGCUGACUUCAUCCCGUGGAGACCAACGGAUUAUGGGCAUUGUAAAGAACUUUGAGCGCUCGGGAGGCUUCUGCCGGUUAAUAUUCAAGCCUGGUGGCCCCUCGCGUCUGUUUUCUGCAUUGAAAGAUUGUAAAAAAUUCCGUGAUGGAGAAUUAUCUUCUUGGACUGGGGUACAUGCACUACCUAAUUCUCCGGGCACUCCACCGGCCAGCGAACCUGGAACUCGGCGCAGUUCACAGCACAUGCCCUGUUCCCCCCGCCAAUCUCGUGAUUCUCUUCCCAUCAUACGUAGUUUGGGCCCCACCAACUCCGCAUCUUCCUUACACGAGACUGAGCUAUCCAAACCUAUGGACGACGCACCCUAUUUAACUCGUUCAAUAAGCGAUUUCCAGACCAUUCCUCUCGCAGAUGAAGGUUCUGUUAUGUUGGAGUCGGCAACUGGUACGCUUGGUAGUACCAAGAAGCCCCGGGUGCUCGUGGUUGAGGAUAAUCCUAUAAAUAGGAAUAUUUUGGCUGUCUGGCUAAAGAAGCAAGGCUUAGAAUACAAGGAAGCUACUGACGGCAUUGAAGGGGUCGGUAAAUUCAGAAACGCUGUUCCUGGGCACUACCAGGUCUUACUUGUCGAUUUAUCAAUGCCGAAUCUGGGCGGCAUCGGUUGCGUGAGCCAGAUUCGCGCUAUCGAACGAGAGCGACGAGGUGGGGUACCCGCGGCUAAAAUAUUCGCUUUAACUGGGUUGGCAACACCCGAAGACAAACGGCAAGCCCUUGCUGCAGGGUUCGAUGGAUAUUUAAUUAAACCAGUCUCAUUGAAAACACUUGAGGGACUGUUCAAAAAACUUGCCUCUGGUUAA